This is a messenger RNA of Carya illinoinensis, 791 nucleotides long. RefSeq names its product coiled-coil domain-containing protein 12. The coding region runs from base 157 to 633 and encodes 158 amino acids. The record is from RefSeq and is a predicted model, not a curated record. Gene Ontology annotation, cellular component: U2-type spliceosomal complex; post-mRNA release spliceosomal complex. The transcript has 6 exons. Lineage: Eukaryota; Viridiplantae; Streptophyta; Magnoliopsida; Fagales; Juglandaceae.
AAUAAUAAAAAAAAUAAAAUAGAAUUCUCAAAAUACUAGUAGCUAGCCAGAUAAGCAGCCUAUACUCUCCUAACCAUUUGCCUGAGUUCUUUGUGCAGUGCAAACUUUCUCCUCUCCGCUCUAUUUUUGUCAUCUGUCUCUUCUUCCAGGUAAGUGAUGGCUGCAGAAGAGGACUCCAUUGAACAAGCUGCAGUAGCUCGCCGAGAUAGGCUGAGAGCGCUUAAAGCUGCUCAGGAACUGCUAAACACUCCAGACAAGGACUCUGCUCAAGCUGCUGAGAAUGGAACUAGCGAAGAAGAUAAUCUCAAUAUGAAAUUUCGGAACUAUGUUCCUCAUGAUAAGCAGCUUCAGGACGGAAAGCUUGCUCCACCAGUGCUACCAAAGUUUGAAGACCCUGUUGCAGCUGCUCCUCCACCAUCAGAAAAUGAGGACCCAUUUGUGAAUAUUGCUCCAAAGAAACCAAAUUGGGACCUUAGGAGGGAUGUGCAGAAGAAACUGGAUAAGCUCGAAAGACGCACCCAGAAGGCAUUGUAUGAGUUAAUGGAUGGUUCUACCAUGUGGACUACAAUGUCAGAGGAAGAAGAAAAACAGAAGCAAUUGGCUGAAGAUGGUGGUAAUGAUGCACAAGACUAGGAAUAUAAUUUACGUACUUGAAGCUGAGUUGGAAAAUUCUGGCAAAAGUGAUCCGGAAGAACUGCGUUGAGUUUAUGUAAGCAGAUAACAGUUACGAAUUUUUUUAAUUGUGAACUGGGUAAAAUGGUUGAAAUUUAGAUGAAGUGCCAUAUUCCUUA